UUCCGCGCUGGCCAGGCUUACCGGCCAAGCUUUUUGUUUGUCUUCAAACCUCAAAAACGGAGGUUACUUUUCACGGGUUCUUUUUCCACUUCGCCUGCCCCUUUGUUUGACAGAGCGUGUUUUUUCUUCGCAGCCUGAGACACCGCGCGUGUCCUGAGUUGCCCAUGUCUCUAGCCAGCGCCGAGAUCGCUCGGCAUUUUGUCGGAGAACUGAUCACAUUUGCACCUUCACACCCGCCUGCUUGACGUCUUCCAAUUGCAAGUCUGUCUGCGCUUCCGUUUUAUGUGUGGUAGUGGAAUUUUCAGCCGUUGCGUCAGAAGUUUUGGGGUCUCGCGUUGUCCCGAACAGAAACUCUGCCCUCACACUGAAUACAAAACCAAAUGACGGCUCCUUCCCAGAUCGGCAGCUACUGAACGCCAGUUUUGAGUCGUGCACCUGUUUCCAGUGCUGCAGAAGUGCGCCCCUCCCAGAUUACCGUCAAAUAUACACAUCAUGGAGGAUUUGUCAAACGCUAUGUUAGCUCGCCUCCAGGCGCUGAAAGAGGAAGGAAAUGCGGAGUUUAAGCGGGGCAAGUUCGAGUCCGCGAUCGAAGCGUAUUCGCGAUGCCUGGAUGAUGCCUCAGACACUCUGGAUAAAGAACCAGACGUCCUGGGAGGCGCGUGUGCGGCCAGCCUCUCUUCCUCCGACUCUCAGGUCGCAGAACCUCGCAAAGAAAGCCCUGCCAUUCUGAAGCGCGUGGCCGAACUGAAGGCGCAAAUCCUGUGCAAUCGCGCCCUGUGCUACCAGCGGACGAAGCAGUUCGCGGCGGCCGAGGCGGACUGUACGCGCGCCAUCGCUCUCCACCCGGCCUACGUGAAGAGUUACUACCGACGCGCGGUUGCGCUGGACGCCCAGGGAAGGCGUAAAGAGUGUGUGGAGGAUCUGCAGACGUGUCUGCGCCUGCAGCCUGGAAACAAGGAGGCGCAGGAGAUGCUCGCGGGGGUUCGCGACAAGGUGAUGAAGGAGGAGGAGACGCGCGUCGAAGAGCAGCUGCCCGAGAACCUGCUGACUGCCGGCCUCAACGACGUGCUCACGGCCUCGAAGCGAGUCGCCUCCCUUCGCCAACUCGGCGCCUUCGUUCAGGAGCGGAAGCUGCGGCGUCAGUUCCUUCGAGACGGCGGUCUGCGACGCGUUGCCGUUGCCCUGAAGAGCCAAAUGGACAGUGAGCUCGAGGGCAACGGCCAGCCUCACCGGUCGCUCGAGUCUCUUCCGGAGACCACGGCCUCGGACCCCGUGGCUUCUGAAGAGAGCAAAAGCAGCGCAGACGCCGUUCUCCCCGUCAGCGUCGAAGCAGCGUGCUGGGAGUUGCUCUUGUCCGUCGUCCAGCAGCACCAGGCGGACGACGAAGACGACGCAAACAAGGCUCUGCAGACCUCUGUGGAGGCCGUGAACGCGCCGCUUCAGGUCGACGCGCCGGUCCUCGAGUGCCGCCAAGCUCUCUCCGGCCUCUGGACUCCCAACGACUUCCUCGUGCGUCUGCGGCAGCUCCUGCGUGCAGGCGUCGCGCGCUCCGACGGCCUCGCUGCGACCGCCGCGAACGAAGAAGCUGGGAAACUGCGGACCGUCUGGCGCGGCGAAGCCUGUGACAGGCUCCUGCGCACGAUGGGCUGCGUGGUGCAGCUGCAGGCGGCGCAGUUCGACGAGGACGCCUCCUUCCUCGAGGCCUGCGCCGCCGGCCUGGAGUGUAUAGACUCCCGAGAGGUCCAGCGCGCGGCUGUCGCGGCGCUUGUGGGCGUCGCAGACGCGCGGCGCCGCCUGGGCGGCAGAGUUGCGGCCGUGCGGCUGCGGCAUGGACUCGAAAAGUGUCUCGAGGACGCCUUGCAGGUCGUCUCGGACGCAGAACACGAACUCGCGGGCGAAGACGCUCGCUCUCAGCUGGCCACCGCGUCCAAGAAAAGCGACAGACUUGAAGCGGUGAGUCGUCUACAGGGCCAGACCGAGUACUUGAUCAUCACGCUAAUCGCUCUUCUCGCAGACAAAGACCGCGGCAAGGAGGAGCCUCCCGACAUGAGUCGCCUGGUCGACCAGCUGCUGUCGCCGUACUUCCGGCCGUGCGCAGACCCCGAGGAGAGCGUCGUCACCCUGACAGUUGGGUUGAAGGCGCUGCGUUUGAUUCUGACUGCGGCGCGCGAAGUUGCGCGGGCGUACCUGAUUUCCGCGUCUUCGAUUCUCCCCUACCUCCUGGCUGCCGCCGCGGGCGGUGUAGGUACAGCGCAGAGCGGGGCCGCGGGGACUGCAGCGCAUCGGCGCCAGCAGGAAGCUGCAUUGGAGGUCUUGCUGGCCUGCAUGGAUUUCCCAGAACUGCGUGCGACGUUGCUCGAGGCGAACGCGGUGCCGGUCUUCGCGAAAGUGUGCAGCGAGAGCGCGAAUGUCGGGUGUUGGAUGAGGGCGCGUCUGGCGGCUGCACUCGCUCGGCUGUCUGUUCACGACGAGGACGUCCGGAUCCAGGUAUUUGACUCGAUCGACUUCUACGACGUCCUCGAUGUGCUCGUGUCGGAAAUUCGCGCGGCAGGUGGCGACGGCCGCCAGGUUGCGGAGCCGAGCACCGAAGCCAAGAACGCGCAGAAAGGCCAGCCGAUGGCUGUUGGAGAGGAGACGUUUCGGUUUCUGCUUGAGAUCUUCUUCUUCCUCAGUCUCCACGGCGACUUCAAAGCGCGGCUCGUGACCGGGAAGAAGGGCGCGAGGGUGCUGCGGACGCUCCUGCAAGUUGCGAACGGGGCUGGGAAAAAAGGCGCUUCUUCGAGUCUGACGCGGUAUCUCCUUCUCCAGAGUCUGUGCAACAUCAUGCGGUCGCGAGAAGACCGACAGAGACAGCGGAGAAGGAAAGGCGAGGUCGGAAGUCCACUUGCAGACGUUGAUGACGAGCAGCUGCAGCAGCUCGAGGAGUUGUUCAAGAAGCUGCCGGAAGGCGCGAAGCCGGCUGCGAACGGCGAGGUCGAUCUCGGAGACAAGGCCCUCGCAACGCAGCUCCGCGACAUGCUCCUAGACCUGAACGUGGUUCAUGCAAUCGCCGUGAACGUCUGCGCGACCCCGCCGCCGUCUUCCAACGUCCUGUGUGCCGCGGCGCAGGCGCUGAAGUUCCUUUGCGAGGACUCGCGGCACCGAGGCAGAGCUGUUCAGGAGGGGGGCAUUCGGACGCUCUUGGUGGCCGCGAGUGGGCUCGAGGAAUUCCCAGACGACCAGAGGAACGCGCGACAAGCUGCGGCGCAGCUCUGCAUCACCACCAACCCGGCCCUGUUCUCUUACCGCGAGAGCUUAGACCUCGUCCCCUGCCUCGCGCCGCUUCUCAAGGACCGCCACGAGUUGCUGCAGUACGAAGGCGCGCUCGCGUUGACGAAUCUCUGUGCCCUCAGCGAGGAGGUCCGCAUGCGUGCGUGGCUCGGCGGCGUCUGGGAAGGCUUCGAGGACCUCAUGUUCGGGGAGAAUGAGUUGCUGCGCGCCGCGGGGUUGGAGGGAUGGUGCAACUUGUCGGCCUCGCCGACGGUCCAAGCGGAGAUCGGGAAGAAGAUGGAACGUUUCGCGGCGGAGAAACAAGAAGUUCAAGAUGUGAAACUCUUGCUCGCGUUCACGCGGGAAACGAACAACCCUCGUGCGCAGUCCGCCGCCGUCGCGGCUCUCGCGAUGCUUCUCGCGAACGAGAAGGUCGCGCGCUGUCUUCCGGCCUACAGCCUCUUUGGCAACCUCGCUUUGAGCCUCGAGGAAGCGAAGGCCGAGCAGGAAGCUCUGAUCGUGAGGUGCGUCUCCGCCCUCUACAACGUCUGGAUCGAGUUGAGCAGUUCUGAGGCGGGAACUGAGACCCGCAUGCAGAUCGUGAAAACCCUGCAGAGAAACCAACAAAAACUCACUGGAGACGCGCAACACCUCGCCAAGGAAGUCCUCACGGCAGAACUCUCCCAAACAAACACACACACGAAAGAAUCCACCCCAGACUCAAGCUAAUUUUUACACUUUGCAGUCGACACAUGCACAAAUCUCCACCUCUGCACCGAAACAGAUAUAGGUAUGUACGUAUGUAUGUGUGUAUGUGUGGACGUUCAUGUUGUGGUAGGGAUGGAGUGUGCUUUUUGGAGGUUCGGCUGAUUUGUCAACGACGCUGGACGCUUUUGAAAACGUGUGUCUGUGCUGAAAAUUGUGACGCCUUGGAGGGGAAGCAGGGAAAUCCAGCUUGAGGAACUGUAGGAUCAGUGGCAGCGAGCUGCGUGGCUGCUCCUGACCGAAAGGGAUUUUUGCAGAAUGUGGAAUCUUUCUGAAACAUCACUUUUCGCUAGAUCCGCAAUUUCAGUGCCAGACGCUGCAGUCCCUGUGGCUCGUGGUGGUGUCUGUUUUAUCAAAAAGGCGGAGGAACAACAGAUCUGUCUUAGCUGCGCCAAAGUUUUUGAAGGAUUACGUCAGCCAGGAAUCCAUAUCAGGUCGGAAACCGGGAACUUUCGGUUCAAGAAACAAGAUCCUGCCGUUUUGGCCACUCGUCUCCUGAGGAAGUGAUGUUUUCUGAAGCAUUU
This is a messenger RNA of Toxoplasma gondii ME49, 4538 nucleotides long. RefSeq names its product tetratricopeptide repeat-containing protein. Bases 493 to 3978 code for a protein of 1161 amino acids. Gene Ontology annotation, molecular function: protein binding. The transcript has a single exon. The record is from RefSeq and is a predicted model, not a curated record. Lineage: Eukaryota; Apicomplexa; Conoidasida; Eucoccidiorida; Sarcocystidae.